Annulohypoxylon truncatum is the source of this 12508-nucleotide messenger RNA. RefSeq lists its product as uncharacterized. Bases 120 to 12464 code for a protein of 4114 amino acids. Gene Ontology annotation, biological process: proteasome-mediated ubiquitin-dependent protein catabolic process; positive regulation of protein catabolic process; protein polyubiquitination. Gene Ontology annotation, molecular function: ubiquitin-protein transferase activity. Lineage: Eukaryota; Fungi; Ascomycota; Sordariomycetes; Xylariales; Hypoxylaceae. The record is from RefSeq and is a predicted model, not a curated record. The transcript is spliced from 9 exons.
CCAAGCCAUAUUGGACGCUCCCGCGCGGCAAAUCGAAUUGUCGUCACCGAUUACCUGAGCCUUGGUAGUGGAGGGGGAGUUGACUUAUUCUUCGCGGCUUUGCCGCACCGGUCUUCAGCAUGGGAAAGAUAGCGAAGGCCAUCCAACCUAAGCACAAAGAGACGCAGUCUCCUUGGCUGCAGGAGUUCAUCGAUAAUGCGACCUCCAUACCCUUACCUCUUUUACCGAAGACCCUUGCCACAUUCCCUUCACGAUGGCCUUUCCCUAGAGGCGACUUGUAUCAUUGGAUACCAUUACUGGACCGAUUUGAUGAUAUCCUAGAAUUGUUCUGCUCUACUUACAAAUUGAACGAGGGCCCCCAGACUAGAGAUUUUAGCUGCGAAGUCUUGGGAUCUAGCUCGACGGGCGAUCCAGAGGAAUCGAACAAGUCACAGGACUUCUCGGAACUGGGGUUUAGCAAGGAUGGCGAUGUCCAGCUUGUCGUGGCCAUUCUGAAGUUCACUCAGAUGCUUUUAGACCACUGUGGAAAUCGCAGCAUAUAUGCCAGCAGUUCCCACUUGAACGAUCUCCUGAAUAGUACAGAUUUUACAAUCAUCUGUGCUACCUUACGCGUUGGCGCGGAACUGGCCCAGCGUUACCAGGCCUCUGUCAAGCGCAUUCACGGAAUGACAACCCGACAGAUACACACGACUCUUCUCACGAACCACUAUAACAUAGACCUGGAUCGUGUACAGCAGCUUUCUCAACCUUUCGUUAAGACACCCCUUACGAAGCCGUUAGAAUCUGCCCUUCUCUCCACCCCUGCUUCUGUUGGUAAGAGUAAAGAGAAGUUCUAUGGCGGUGGCUCUAAGAAUGCGGCCACUAUGUAUGCGAACGACUUGUGCGCUCUAGCCAAGGCAGACUCUGCUGAGAACUCGAAUUCGCAAGCACGAUGGAAUGGGUGGGGUGAUGUGAAGCUUACGUAUUAUCCUACCUCGGAGACUUCGCAGGGAUCCGCGCAACAGUCUCUACCUGAUCGCGGUGCAACGUCUAAUGCACCUUCGACUCCGACUCCUUUGAGACGAAGUAGCACAUCUGCUGCUGCCCAAUCGACUCCCCGUGCGGGCCGCCAAGGAGCGUCGGAGGAGAGCCCAGUGUCGGCUUCUCGAUCGCCGGCUGUAGGACGGGACGAGAGUAAUCCCCCCGGUCAGAAGUCUUUGGAGAUAUCGCAUGCUUCUGUGUCCUCGUCAUCGAUCUAUCAGCUUCUCGCAAGAGCCCCGGCAGAUCUACCCAAGGAUGCCAAAUACGAGCUCUUGAAUCGCCUUAGGGUCGCUAAGGCUCUCACGGGAUCGGUCGAAUCUCGACGACAGGCACUCAAAGCCCGCCUAUUAGCUAUUCAGAAUUUGGCGUAUAUCCACAUAGAACCUACCUUUAUCGAGAAGGUGCUCAGGCAGGAUAAUGAUGAGCCACGGCGGUUUCAGCUGGUGUAUCAGCUUGCCGAACUGAUCCACCCCGCCGCUGAUGGCGCGGCUGUAGUACCUAUUGAUCUACAGUCUAUCGCAUUCUCAUUGUUGGAGGCCAUUUCGAAUUUUCAUCACAAGCUACCCGAUGUCUUCUCGGCAUUAAAUGCAACGGUGAACCAUGGAGUGUUACUUUAUGUCAUUAGGAAGGCUGUUGCUGAGAUGAAGAAGGACGACUCCGGGGAUCAAUAUAGCGAAGAGGAUGAGUGGCGUGAUACACUAAUCUCUCUUACGCUGCAUAUUACGAUGUCGAUGGCCAACAACACCUCGCGUAGCAUGCCUGAGAUUAUCUCUGCCGGGUUACUGGAUAUUAUCGUUGAGAUUCUCAACAUCAGGUCCAACAUAGCCGAACGCAUGUAUGGCUCUUUGGUAGCGUUCUUAGACACACUCGUGUACAACGUUCAGAAUUCCUUCCAGACAUUGAUAAAUGCCGACGGCCUUGAGGCCGUUACAAACCUAGUCACUCAUGAAGUUGAACUCGCAGGGAAGCUUGUCGCAGAAGACAAGGGAACGCCUGUUACUCACCGUUCCCAGGUUGUUGAUUACGAGAUACCCUUCUGUCAACAGCAGAACCUCAAACACCUCUUGAAGUUUAUUCAUCAUUUGAUGUCAAAUACAUUUGCUUUUGGUGGUAACACUGAUCGACUGUUGAGGAACCUCGUUGAUAAAUCUGCUCUGCUUCGCAGUAUACGCGAGAUCAUCGAGAACAUGGAUAAGUUUGGCUCUCUGGUGUGGACAAAUGCAGUUACAAUUUUGAGUGACUUCCUUAACAACGACCCAACCAGCUUUGCGGCCAUCUCUGAAGCCGGAUUGGUCCAGAGCUAUCUGCAAGCUUUGACAGGUCGACCGGUACCCACGGGUGCACUUGGUGGAACAGAGUCAGGCCAGGAAGGGAACCGAGAUGGCAGUCCCGAGUCGCCUUCGGAUGGACCUACACCUGAUCUCCUUGAGCCCGACAGUCGCUCGCAUCCGCCGUCGCAGGAGGACUUAGAAGCACCUCGCGAUGGCCCGCCGGCCCGUGGUAUUCUACCCAACUCAGAGCCUAUCACUACUGUACCGACUGUUCUGAACGCGAUUUCUUUGAACAACCUUGGAAUGAAAAUGGUUGUUGCGUCGCGCGCAUUCGAUAGCUACUUCGAGAUAUUCGAGAGCCCGGAGCACGUACGGGUAAUGGCAUCGGACGAUAGCGUGGCUCAGAACGUGGGUGGCAAUUUCGAUGAACUGGCUCGGCAUCAUCCAUCUCUCAGACCGGCUAUUGCGAAUGCCGUAUUAGAUAUGAUUGCCAGAGUCACCCAUCUCGCCCGAGUCAAGGCCAGAGAUGCUCAAUGGGGAGCCAAGCUUCUUGUGAAAGAUUCGAAUGGCCGAGACGUAAUUGCUGACGAAGGGUUAUUGAGCGUGCCUCGAGUGGCCCCUUCAGACAAAGGCAAAGGCAAGGCUGUCGCUACAGCCGAGGAUGCUGACAUUGAGAUGACGGAUGCAAGUGUAAAACAGAUGGAAGGUGCGGAAUCGACACCAGGCAGCUCUUCGAACGAAUCAUCUUCUAUUACGCCUUACAUCUAUGCAAUUUCUAACUUCCUAACUCAAUACAUCAGUAAUAACAAUCUGAAGAUGAACUUGAUCAACAAUGGCGGUAUUGAGUUACUUCUUGAUCUUAGUACAUCACCGAGUCUCCCGCAUGACUUCGGUGAUUCUGUGGCUUCGCGAAGUUUACAGUCGGUUAUCGCCCAGCUAGUUGAGACCUCUCCGAUUAUCGGAUUGCCUUCCUUGCUGAAACGAACUCAAGCCGCCAUCGAUGUGCUCCAGCCCGUGACCCAAGCUCAGGAGGUGGGAUCCUUCUUUUCGCCAUUCCUCAAGGAUGACACAGCUUCUGCGGAGCAUGCUGAUGACGCUUCGACCCAGCUUCCUCGUGGCACUGAGUUGGCAAAAGCGCUCUUGAAUACCCAGUCUCUGAUUAAGACUUUGUACCAAUGCUUUCCUUAUUCAACACGGGCAAACACUGUCAACUUGCAUAGCGUUAACGUCUUCGAUUAUUACAGCCGUCUGAUAAAGUCUUUGGGCCCACUGUUGCGUGCUGUCGUCUUGGAGGAGGCGGCGAUCUCUAACAGCGUACCGGAUAACUGGUCGACAAGGAAACAAGGCCAAUCUACAGACCAGCAAGGUUCGGCGACUAACGUCGUCGCAUCGAAUAACGACAAUACUGCCGUUGCCCCUGAAUCCGAGGACACUAGCUUACCGGAUGUGUUAUCGUCUGCCACUAUAUGGAGGCUUGCCACAGCUACAUCCAAUAGCAUCGGUGAUGGCCCCUCCCAGAGUGAGCAAUCAAGCCCACGAUAUCAGAAUUACAGAACUCUUCGUCUUCUGUUGCAUUCCCUGAUGCCUGCCACAUUCCCGCUUUUCCAAACCCUUGGAAAAGCUCUAUUACCUAGACGGGAACGUGACCAGUACCUAAGAGUGCGUCAUUUGCAGCUUGCCGAGGAACUGGCCCAGACGAUAUUGGCGCAGUUUGAGCUACCUGAUCGUGAAAAAUCUAGCAAGGACUUCCACUACUGGAUCAUCAUACUGCAUGCUGUUCAUGAAAUGCUGGUAAAUCGCACGGUAGAAACUCGUUCAGACCGACAAUCGCCAACCCAGAUCAUUGCUCCUGUUUUGAUCGCCUUUAAGAAGCAUGGCGGGUUAGAACUACUUAACUCUAUGCUACACACCUUCAAAGACGAGAUCUGCAAAGAGCAUAAGGAUGGGGAGGAUUCUUCCAUGUCACGACUUGCAGUUAUCGGUAUGAAGAAGAUCCUGGAUCUGUACACCAUGGCCGUCAACGGAAAGAUUAUCACAGAUUCCAUGAGUCAGAUUAACAUUCUUCCACGGAACAUGAGUAGCAGCGAUCGACGAGCAGAUUCACAAGUGGCACCCAACUUGGUGGUCGAGUUACGGAUGUCUAUACUGCCGGUGAUGAGAGAGCUCUGGGACUCCCCGUUGGUUGAGAAGGGUUCAGCCCACAUCCUUGCGAAGAUUAUUAGUAUUCUGAAGUUCAUCUCUUUCGCCGAUUCCGAAAGUAAUGCUUAUAGGCGAACCGAUAAGAACGCUCCUCCUGCUUACCUUCAGCCUUCACCACUCCGAUUUUCGUGGGAAACCGUCGAAGAUGACACAAGAGAAGUUGUUGGUGAGGCAGCUUGCGACGAGGAUCUUGCCCAUGAAGGCCUCUACAGAGCCAAUAACAAUCGACAUACGGCCAUUGAGUAUUGCAAAGCUCACAAAUCAGGCCUUGCUGGUUCACGAAAUCCCAUUCCUGAAGAGGACUCGCCUGAAAAUGCAGAUAGCGAAUCUGCGCCCACAGCGGAGCGUAGUACACAGCCUCCUUCUGGGGACGAUCCUAUGGUCCUAGACUUUCCCGCUGAUCUACCUCCGGGCCUGUUACUUGAGGAAGACAUUCUUGAUGAGCUUAGGGAGGCUACGAUGUCAAGAGACGCGGCGGGUUCUGGCGAUGAUAAUGCAGCUACAUCUUCAACUACUCCUGCACAGGGCCCAUCAACCGGAAAUAACACUGAUACGGACCUUGCAAAGAAGGAGGCUGUAGCCAAGGAAGACUUGGAUGAAGAGCGGACUAAAUUACGCGUAAAUCUUAUCGAGAGGUGUUUGGAUGUCAUAAGAGCACACCCUGACUCCACCUAUGAGGUUUCAGAACUUGUCUCUUCCAUCAUUCUGCGGACCACUAACGACGAACCAUCCUCAAGACAAGAGAUAGGCGAGACUUUGGCUAAUGCUCUAAUUUCAUUCGUGGGCGAUGAUAUGAAACUCAACGGACGAAGCAUUGCAGCUUAUGCUCAUCUUCUAUCUCUGCUGCUCCAGGAGAAGGCCUUCUUCCGAGCGACAGUCGACAUACUCAAAGAUAAUGUAACGGAUUUCUUGCGAUUCGUUGAGCUUCCGACGUCUCAGGCCACCGAGGAACUUCCGCCGUGGAUACCAUACAUUCUGCUCGUCUUCGAGAUUCUCCUUAGUGACGAUGAACAACCAGGAGAAAUUAAAUGGAAGGUACCGACAUCUGAGAACGACCCGAUAGAAACCCUUCAAUGGUCACCAAAAGACCUCAUUGUUAAAGAAGACAAUCGUCAGACGCUUCUCAGCUCAGUGCUAGAUAUUCUGCCCCGUAUUGGCAAGGAUGAAUCACUGGCUGUAUCCGUUCUACGUAUAUUGGUCAUCUUGACUCGGGAUCGUUCUAUUGCACGGUUGGUUGGCGAGAAGAAGAAUUUGCAACGUUUGUUCGUCACCGCUAAGCAGCUCUCUGGCGCUGGAUCCUUGCGCCUCAGAGAUACUCGAAUUACGUCUCAUAUUCUGACUAUACUACGGCAUAUCGUUGAGGAUGAGGAGAUUAUUAAGCAGGUCAUGAGGAGUGAAAUCCGAGCUUACUUCUCUGGCGGCCGGAACACAGCGCGGCCUCUCGACCCUUCUGGAUUCACCAGGACGUUUUCUCAUAUCGCGCUCCGUGAUCCAAGAUUAUUUGUCGAAGUCUCAAACGAAACAGUGAAGCUGAGUCGAUGGACUCCGCCUGAGAGUAAUAUUGGGCGUGGGCAGACGAUAAUCCUCAAGGAGCCGAAGCCGGACGCACCCAAGGACGACGUGGCACCGGCUGUCCGAGCUACUGAGGAUUUAACUAUUCAAGAUGUUAAGCCGUCUACCGAAGGCGAAGAUAAGCAGAUGGCGGAUGCUUCCAAACCUCAAUCGCAGGACUCGAAACGGCCGGUAGUUGAGAACCCUGAUGGUGUAGUGCAUUUCUUGCUAUGCGAGCUUCUGAACUACAAGGAGGUCGACGACAAGGAACUGCCGCCACCUGCCAAGGAAUCGAAGAAGGAAGACGAUCAAGAAUCGUCCGAUGCAAGUGGCAUCUCUGAUCGCGAAAGCUCCCCUGCUGAUGGCAAAGAGAAGAAAGUCAAGCCCUUGUUCAAGACUGAGGAUCACCCAAUCUUCAUAUACCGGUGCUUCCUCCUGCACUGUCUUACUGAACUUCUUCAGAGCUAUAACCGCACUAAAGUCGAGUUCAUUAAUUUCAAGAGAAGCGCUCCACUUUUCGCCAACACUCCCAUCAAGCCUCGAUCAACUGUCUUGAACUAUCUUCUCAAUGAUUUACUCUACACGUCCCACAUAGAGACUACAUCAGAUUCGAUUGUACACAAGAAGAAAUACGCCACAUCCGUUCAGACACAGAAUCUCUUGGUCGCUCUCGUGAGCAAAACGGGAGAGAAGCCCAUCGAGCAGGGUCGAGAUAAGUACGACUAUGACGACGAACCUGACCUAUUAUUUGUGCGAAAAUUCGUGCUGGAUACUAUUCUGAGAUCCUACAAGGAUGCUGCAACGACUAGUGAUUCGUUCGAUAGCAGAUAUAGCAGGAUGCUAGCUCUAGCAGAGGUCAUGCAUCUCAUGAUGGGCGAGAAAGACAAGGAUCCUCCUGUACCGUCUCGCGGUGGUCAAGAUCCCCUCGAGAGGUCGCAGGCUCAACUUCGGCGUCUUAUGUACGAGAAAGGCUAUCUCGCAGCCCUCACGGCGUCUAUCGCUGACAUCGACCUCGCCUUUCCACCCGUGAAGCGAACCAUCAAGUAUAUUCUUCGCGUACUUCGAAUCUUAACGAGCACUGCUAUCCACCUGAGCCAUUCUAACAUCAUCCCUAAUGUGCCGACCCAAGAGAAUGUCGAUGAAGAAACAUUCUCAGGAAGCUCUCUUUCUGAUAUCGACGAUGACCGAGAGGAGACUCCAGACCUAUAUCGAAAUUCGGCUCUUGGUAUGUUGGAGCCCGGUAGAGAUAGAGAUGGUGACUAUUCAGAAGACUCGGAAGAUGACGACGAUGAAGAGAUGUAUGAUGAUGAAUACGAUGACGACAUGGGAUAUGAAUCUGAAGAUCGCGAAGAAGAUGUCAGUGAAAGAGAUGAAGAGGAAGAACUCGAAGGGAUGGGUCCCGUUGAAGGAUUAUCGGGAGACCAUGGCAUUAUCGAAGUUACAAUGGAAGAUGACGAUGAAGAUGAUGACGACAUGGACGAGGAUGAUGAUGAAGAUGGUAGCGAAGAAGAUGAGCUUGAGUCCGACGAUAUGGAUGAACAUGAAGACCGCAUCGAAAUUAUUGACGAUGAGGGAAACCCACUAGAGGAUGACGGAGGCUCUGGUUGGGAAGAUGAUACAGACGAGGACGAAGAAGAGGAUGAUGAUGGGGAGGAGGUUGAUUACGAAGCCGCCGAACAGGAUAUUGAUGAAGAAGCUGCCCAUCUUGACGAUGUCGACGCCCUACGGUUCGGAAACAUUAUGCGUGCGAUCGAAGAAGACGAUUUUGAGCCUCCGGAUGACCUCCAUGGUCGCUAUAUGGAGGAAGAUGACGACGAUGAUGAGGAUGAAGAGGAAGAGGACGAUAUAGAUGAUGAGUACGCAUACGAGGAUGCUUUUCCCAACGAUGCACCACCUCGUGAUAUUGGGCCAUCAAGUCUCGGCUGGGAUACUCUUGUGGUUGAACCCCAUGGAGGUAUUCUUGGUCAGCAUCAUCGAAACCGACAUGGUACCCGCAGUCCCUUCCCUCCAAUCCCGUUCAUGAUGGGUUCUCGAGACCCGAUCAGCAACUUUGGUGAUCCAAGAGGUUUCGGACGUAAUCGACAUGAUCAGAGGCCUACCGGCAAUGAAGACGGAUUAAAUCCUCUACUUCGUCGGGGCAAUGACGCUGGCCGAGACGGAUCUCCUCGUCCCUCUCAACUCUCUCAACUUGGUGGUCUUGUUCGUUUAGGAUUCCCUGGCGGAUUAUUUGGUGGCAACAUGGACAGCCCAAUGUCCUUCAUUAACGACCUCGUAGCAUCCCUCCCUGCGUCAUUAAGCCGCCAGGGACAUGCGUUCCACUUUCAAAUCACCCAGGGGCGAGGUGACGUUCAGGACAUGCAAUUCCCAUUCGGCGUCCAAAUUCGCGAGUCCCGCUCCGACAAUCGCCGAGAGACGUAUCAGGAACCUAUCCAAGCAACUUCGUUCACGACAGACACAACGGUAGCCCGAUGGAUAGAAGAAGUGAAGAUGAUAUUUGGAGUGAACCAUUCAGAGAAGUCACAUCGCCUUGUCCCAGCAAUCCUCUCGCACCUUGUGCCACCUGCUAUUCAACAUGAGAAAGAACUCAAAGCUAAAGAAGCAGAACGCCAACGGCAGCAGGAAGAGGAGCGCAAGAAGCGCGAGGAGGAAGAGCGUAAGGCGAGAGAAGCGAAAGAGGCUGAAGAAAAGGCAGCCCAGGAGAAGCGGGAAGCUGAAGAGCGUGAACGAGCUGCCGCCGAAUCUGCCGCGCAAACCCAAACGGAAGGCGCCGCUCGUAGAGAUGAAGAAGGCGACCGUGUAGAGCCGGAGGCAAUGGAGGGCGUGGAAACAUCUGAUGAAGCCGCAGUCCCGUCAGAGGACGAACCAGCUAGCUCUCAGCCACGCGCCUACACUACCAUCAGAGGUGAACAAGUCGAUAUAACAGAACUCGGCAUUGAUUCAGACUAUCUAGAAGCGCUCCCUGAGGAAUUCAGGGAAGAAGUCAUCGCCCAAACGGUUAGUACACGCCGAGCUCAGGCACGGGAAGCCCCUGGUGGCGCGGGCGAGCAGACUGAGGUAUUCCAGGAGUUCUUGGAUGCUCUUCCCGACGAACUCCGCAUGGAGAUUGUGCAACAGGAACGAGCGGAACAACGAAGGCGAGAGCGAGAAGAGUUGCGGCGAACGACAGCCGCCCCCGGCCAGGCAGCUGAAGCUCAAGACAUGGAUCCUGCCACUAUUUUAAUGACAUUCCCGCCUGCUCUUCGAGAGCAGGUUCUUAUGGACCAAGGCCCAGAACUCAUGUCUUCCCUAACGCCUGAUCUAGCCGCUCAAACACGCCGACUUAUCCGAGCAAAUCCGAUAGUACACAACGAUCACCUAGCCUCAUCUACUAACCGCCGAGGGGAGGGUGCCCCAGCCAGUGUACCUACUGAUACGGGCAAGCCUCACCGAAAGACAGUUGUGCAGAUGCUAGACAAGCCAGGCGUAUAUACCUUACUUCGCCUGAUGUUCAUCAACAUGAAAGGCGGGUCUCUAGAGACCUCUUUGAAAUUUCUGUUCAAGGAUGUCUGCGAAAACCGACAAACGAGGUUCGAGGUGGUUAGCAACCUACUCAAGAUACUUCAAGAAGGAUCAACAGACGUUGACGCUGUCGAGCGAAGCUUCGCUUCGCUUUCUAUCAAGGCGAAACAACCUAAGGAGAUUGAAAACAAGACCCAAACUCCCCAAAGCCUAAAGCGCACGUCCACGAGCAUCGGUAACAGUAAUCCUAUUCAGGCAACCUCCGAGACAUCUCCUCUAUUGAUCGUCCAACAAUGCCUUGAUCUGCUCUGCUACCUUGCAGAUCAAAACGUCCACGUGCCUUCUCUCUUCCUUACCGAGCACGACGGAGUCAGCACGGCUGCUAUCAAGCGUAGUGUCAGCCGCAAGGGCAAAGGCAAAGAUGUGAAGGCCAACAAGUAUGCCAUCAAUUCGUUGUUGGCGCUUCUCGACCGCGAUCUCGUCAUGGAGAGUUCCUCUAUCAUGGAUAGUCUUUCGCAGCUAUUGAGUCGAGUUACGGGUCCACUACUAGCCCUUGAUCGUAAACAAAAGGAGGCAUCCGAAGCAAUCAAGAAUCUUGACUCCCAAUCCACGACUGCAGCAGAGUCUGCCGGAACGACCGCGCCUGUAGAUUCAAACAACGCAGAUGCCGCGCAGACGGGAGGCGCAAAUACAUCGGAGCAGAUGACCGAGCAAUCUGCCAAUACCCUCACCGAAGCCCCCGAAAAUGCGCCUUCGGGUGCUUCGGCUGCCGAGGCCGAAUCUGCUAAGGCACUAGAAAAGCAAGCAAUCAUGAAGCGAAUCAAGCAGCUGCAUCCGCCUGUCAUUCCGGUCCACAAUUUGACUCUCAUCAUCAAGAUCUUUGUGGCUCGCGAAUGUAGCUCUAAGACUUUUAAGGAGACUCUCUCGACUAUCAAGAAUCUGUCCGUGAUUCCCGGAGCAAUGUUAGUCUUUGGCGAAGAACUUGCUCGCCAAGCCCAACUCUUGAGCGAGAAGAUUGUCGUCCACCUUGACGAACUACUCCCGCAUAUUCAGAACGCCGCUUCGGGUACAGAGAUCCAAGGCGUCGCUUUAGCCAAGUUCUCGCCUGGAGCUUCCGACCAGAACAAGCUACUUCGCGUCUUAACAGCCCUUGAUCAUCUAUUCGCCCAGAAGAAAUCGGAUACGACCGAGAGCUCUGAUUCCGAUGAGACUACGAAGCAGGACUUGCUCGCUACGCUUUACCGGAAUACCACCUUCAAUGCCUUGUGGGAGAAACUUAGCGCUUGCCUAAGCGCAAUUCGUCAACGCGAGAGUCUCCUGAACGUGGCCACUAUUCUCCUUCCUCUGAUCGAAGCAUUGAUGGUCGUUUGCAAGGAUACUGCAAAUGAAACGCUUACCCAAGGACAGGCAAGCAAGGACAUGGUGCUAUCUAGUCCACAGCCCGAGUCGCGUUUGGCCGGUCUAUUCUUUACCUUCACGGAAGAGCAUCGCAGGAUCCUCAACGAGCUUGUGCGCAACAAUCCGUCGCUUAUGAAGGGAACCUUUUCGCACCUUGUCAAGAACCCCAAGGUGCUCGAAUUCGACAACAAGCGCAACUGGUUCAACCGUAGUGUGCAUAACAAGCAACAGGUUAGCCAACGGCCUCACCCGAUGUUGCAGCUGCAAGUCCGCCGAGAACAUGUUUUCCAUGAUUCUUUCAAAUCGCUAUACUUCAAAUCGGGCGAUGAGAUGAAGUUCGGCAAGCUUAGUAUUAGGUUCCACGGCGAAGAGGGUGUAGAUGCCGGAGGCGUUACUAGGGAAUGGUUUCAAGUUCUCGCGCGACAGAUGUUCGACCCCAAUUAUGUGCUAUUCGUGCCCGUUUCAAGCGAUCGCACGACUUUCCACCCGAACAAGCUCAGCAGCAUCAACGAUGAGCAUCUCAUGUUCUUCAAGUUUAUUGGUCGAAUCAUCGGGAAGGCUCUUUACGAAGGUCGUCUACUUGACUGCUACUUCAGCCGCGCGGUCUACAAGCGAAUCCUCGGCAAGCCAGUCUCAGUCAAGGACAUGGAAUCCUUCGACCCUGACUACUACAAGUCUCUUUCCUGGAUGCUGAACAACGACAUCACUGAUAUUAUCACUGAGACGUUUUCGGUCGAGGAUGAUGAAUUCGGCCUGACCAAGAUCCACGAUCUGAUCGAAAAUGGUCGCAACGUGCCCGUCACUGAAGAAAACAAGCAUGACUAUGUGCGUCUAGUAGUCGAGCACAAGCUCCUCACCUCGGUUAAGGUUCAGAUGGAGAACUUCUUGAAAGGCUUCCACGAGAUCAUUCCCGCCGAACUGAUAUCUAUCUUCAAUGAGCAGGAGCUAGAGCUUCUGAUCUCUGGUCUACCGGACGUCGACAUCGAUGAUUGGAAGAGCAACACCGAGUACCACAACUACUCGCCAUCUUCUCCACAGAUCCAGUGGUUUUGGCGAGCGGUACGAUCAUUCGACAAAGAGGAGCGCGCCAAGCUCCUUCAGUUCGUCACGGGAACCAGCAAAGUUCCAUUGAAUGGAUUCAAGGAACUUGAGGGAAUGAACGGGGUAAACCGAUUCAACAUCCACCGGGACUACGGCAACAAAGACCGUCUACCAUCAUCCCACACGUGUUUCAACCGUAAGUAUCCCUAUACUUUUUACAUACGAUGCAGUUUACUAAUAUGCUCGCAGAACUCGAUCUCCCCGAGUAUGAGAGCUACGAUACCCUUCGUCGACAAAUUAUCAAGGCUAUCACGACUGGUAGCGACUACUUCGGGUUCGCGUAAGGGACAUAUUCGGUCAAGGCUCGCAAAGAAAAGGAAAACUCAACACUAUACCACGUCGUUGAUUGUAUUGUUUGUACAGCAUGGAGAGAAUGAGGCGAGAGGCAGGCGUGCAUUUUUCUCUUCCACAAACGGAGGUUUUUGAUGAGUUUGUGUUUACCUCAAACAUUCGGCAAUGAUGCUCUGGCG